Penaeus monodon (black tiger shrimp) is the source of this 724-nucleotide messenger RNA. RefSeq lists its product as uncharacterized. The coding region runs from base 5 to 724 and encodes 239 amino acids. NCBI's taxonomy places the organism in Eukaryota, Metazoa, Arthropoda, Malacostraca, Decapoda, Penaeidae. The record is from RefSeq and is a predicted model, not a curated record. The transcript has a single exon.
UCCUAUGGCUGCUUAUGUGAAUAAAUUUAAACAUAGAUUACAAACGGCUAUUUCAAUAGCCCAUAAUCAUUUGAGUAAAGCUCAGGCUAAAAUGAAAGAACAGUUUGAUAAAGUACAUAAUACUGAAGAAAGAAGCUUCAAUAAGGGUGAUUUAGUUUUGGCCUUGCUACCUCUUGCUAACCAGCCUCUUCAAUCUCGAUAUGCGGGUCCAUUCCGUAUUUUAAAGCGAACUAGUGAUGUUAAUUAUGUAAUUGAAACCCCUAAGAGACGUAAGAAACAACGUCAUGUACAUGUGAACCUCCUGAAAAAGUACUAUGAACGGGGUGAUUUGAAAGAAAAUAUGGAAAAUGUAAGAGAGGUUUCCAUGGUUGUACCUUCUAACGUCAGUAGUGAACAUAAUGAAAUCAUUUCUAUGGUAGAACCUAAUCUCACCAACUCAGUUAUCUUAGCUAAACUUGAUGAUAAACUUAUACAUCUUUCUGCUGCCCAAGCAGCAAACAUUGGUUCUCUUCUACAGGAGUAUGGUAAACUAUUCAGUGAUGUACCUCGUCUUUGCCCAUUGCUGGACCACGAUGUUGAGACUAGGGAUGCUCAACCAGUACGCCAAGCUCCCUAUCGCCUCAACGCAGAGAAGAGGGCAUUCCUACAGGCAGAGGUUCAACGCCCGAAAGAACAGGGGAUCAUCAGUCCCAGCCUUAGCCCUGGGCAUCACCCGUGGUGCUAG